Molecule: messenger RNA, 3149 nt
Organism: Doryrhamphus excisus (bluestripe pipefish)
Lineage: Eukaryota; Metazoa; Chordata; Actinopteri; Syngnathiformes; Syngnathidae
Gene: sec63
Product: SEC63 homolog, protein translocation regulator
Biological process (GO): SRP-dependent cotranslational protein targeting to membrane; post-translational protein targeting to endoplasmic reticulum membrane
Cellular component (GO): Sec62/Sec63 complex
Molecular function (GO): RNA binding; transmembrane protein transporter activity
Source: RefSeq, a predicted model, not a curated record
GCACAUUGCGCACGCGUACACCACGUACACCGAUGCUGCUCUCCACUAGUUUGCUAGCUGGCUAGCUAAACGCUCCGUCAGUCAGGUAGCACUCAGCGGGCUUACGGUGGGGGGGACGCGCCGCGGCGGCGAACAAGAGGAUUCGGAGGACUCGGCAGCGCCGCGACGAAAAUGGCCGGCCAACAGUUCCAGUACGAUGACAGCGGCAAUACGUUCUUCUAUUUCCUCACCUCCUUCGUGGGACUCAUUGUGAUCCCGGCCACCUAUUACCUCUGGCCCCGGGAUCAGAAUGCUGAACAAUUGCGUCUGAAGAGCCUGCGAAGGGUCCAUGGCAGGUGCCUGUGGUACCGCCUCAGGGUGAUGAAGUCCCAGCAGAGCAUCAUCCCUACUUUAAAGAAAGCUGCCUUGUUAUUUGGCUGGGCUGUGUUCCUGCUGCUGGCAUACAAGGUGUCCAAGCUGGACAGGGAGUACCAGGAGUAUAAUCCUUAUGAAGUCCUCAACCUAGACCCGGGGUCAUCGCUGUCGGAAAUCAAGAAGCAAUACCGCGUGCUGUCGCUGAAAUACCAUCCAGACAGAGGCGGCGACGAGGCCACCUUCAUGAGGAUCGCCAAAGCCUACGCUGCUCUCACCAACGAGCAAUCGCGGAAGAACUGGGAAAUGUACGGCAACCCGGAUGGCCCAGGAGCAACCAGCUUCGGUAUUGCCCUGCCUGCCUGGAUAGUGGAUCAGAAGAACUCCAUGCUGGUGUUGUUAGUCUACGGUCUGGCCUUCAUGGUCAUCCUCCCUGUUGUUGUGGGUACAUGGUGGUACCGCUCCAUCCGAUACAGCGGAGACCAGAUCCUCAUCAACACCACCCAGCUCUUCAUGCACUUCAUGUACAAGACGCCCAACAUGAACAUGAAGCGGUUAGUUAUGGUGUUGACGGCAGCGUUUGAGUUUGAUCCUCGCAGCAAUAAGGAAGCCACCAUACGGCCGACAGACAACAUCGAAGUGCCGCAGUUGAUUCGAGAGCUUGGAAACAUCAACGUGAAGAAAAAAGAGCCUCCCUUCUGCUACCCGUACAGUCUGAAGGCCAGAGUUUUAGUACUUGCUCACCUGGCACGCAUGGACGUGUCUGAGGAGUUGGACGAAGAUCAGAGGUUUGCAGUGAGGAAGAGUCCUGCUCUCCUCCAGGAGAUGAUCAACGUGGGCUGUCAGCUGACCAUGAUGGCCAACAGCAGAGGAGGUUUCCAUGCUCCUCGUCUGGUCACCAUUGAGAACUGCAUGAAGCUGACGCAGAUGAUCGUGCAGGGCCUGCAGGAGUCCAAGUCGCCUCUGCUGCAGCUGCCGCACUUUGAAGAGGAGCAUCUUCGAUACUGCAUUUCCAAGAAGUACAAAGUCCGGAGCCUGCAGGACCUGGUGAGUCUCAAAGACUCCGACAGACGUAGCAUGCUGCGCUUCCUGGGGGAGGAGAAGUAUGAUGAGGUCAUGGCCGUGCUGGGCAGCUUCCCCCACAUCACCAUGGAUACCAAACUACAAGUCCUCGAUGAUGAAGACAGCAAUAACAUCACAGCGGGCUCCAUCGUCACAGUAACCGUCACCUUAUCCAGAAAAAGAAUGGCGGAGGUGUUUGAAAAAGAACAGGAGUCCACGCCUUGUCCAGGAGAGGACGCCGCCCCUGUAGAAGAAGCACAGGGCGACCCGAAUAAAGCCAAAACAAAAGUAUGGCAGAACAAGAAUAAAGGCACCAAAAAGAUGGCAAAGUCGAAGAAGAAAAAGCUAACCAAGAAGAAAGCCACGCCGGUGCCCACAAAAAGCAAGCAGGCCAACGGCAGCGUGGCAGGAAACGAGUUGUCCACGGCCAAGGACGAGGAGGAGGAGGUCUCGGACAAAGGCAGUGACUCAGACGACGGUGAGACCAACAAAGACUCCCCCAGCGAGAGGGACGAGGACAGUGACAAGCAGAGCGACACCGAGGUGGACGAGAUGGCCGGGGACGACGAGGAGGAGUGGGAGGCGCUGCAGCAAAGCAUUCAGAGGCGAGAACGUGCCCUGCUGGAGACCAAGUCCAAGGUGACGCAUCCCUCCUAUAGCCUCUACUUCCCUGAAGAGAAACAGGAGUGGUGGUGGCUCUACAUCGCAGACCGGAGGGACCAGACCCUGGUGUCCAUGCCCUACCACGUCUGCACGCUCAAGGACACAGAAGAGGUGGAGCUCAAGUUUCCAGCACCUUCCAAAACAGGCAACUACCAAUACUCUGUCAUCCUGCGCUCCGACUCAUACAUGGGACUGGACCAGAUCAAAUCACUCAAGUUGGAGGUGCACGAGGCCAAGGCCAUGAUGGACAACCAUCCUCAGUGGGACAUCCCUGACACAGAGGAGGAGGACGAGGAGCAGGAGGACAGCGACGGCAUCGAGGAAAGCGAAGAUGACGAUGAUGACGAUAAUGACUGAGCACACACACUAACGGCAUUGACACCCCACCUCCUGCGACACCCCACCACAGAACACCCCAACACACACACACACACACACACACACACAGUAACAGACUCAGCUGGGACAUUUUGUACUCGUCUCCUCCAUCUUUGCCCCCCCAACACGCCAGCUCGCCUCUUUUCUACUCUGUGUGUAUGUGUGUGUGUGUGUGUGUGUGUGUGUGUGUGCGCGAGACGAGUGUUUCUAAUAACCUUGUAAGAAUUUGUACAGGUGUGACAGUCAGUGUGAACUGGAGGAGACAUCAUGUCAGCUUCUUCCGUAUGUACAACAACAACAACACCACCAUCACCACCACAACCUAGUUGUGCUCCUUUCGCCUCAAGUUGUCACAAUCACUCGACAACAACCAAUGAUACUUUCUAUUCUACGCUUCAAACUGCACACCCCACUUUGCCGGACCUUCUGAGUGGCUACACACCAACGUAAUAACAACGUGAACGCGAUCAUCUCCCAUUUUCUUGUAGCACAUUCCAUAUGUGUCGUCACGGUCCAGAGAAGCCUUACCGAUACAAGCCAACAGCGUGAAAAGUCCACUUGGGUGCCAUGCAUCCACCAUUCUUCCUGGCAGUAUUUCUUCUUUUUGUGUGUGCGUCUGGACCUCCAGCGCCCCCUGUGGGUGAAAGUGACUGGUUACACAGUGUGCAGAUGAGCAUUAAAAGGUUGGAACUUUC